Solanum dulcamara is the source of this 444-nucleotide messenger RNA. Its product is annotated as putative glycine-rich cell wall structural protein 1. The transcript is spliced from 2 exons. The record is from RefSeq and is a predicted model, not a curated record. Lineage: Eukaryota; Viridiplantae; Streptophyta; Magnoliopsida; Solanales; Solanaceae. The coding region runs from base 1 to 444 and encodes 147 amino acids.
AUGAAGAACUUAUUCAAAAUUAUCUUAUUGCUUUCCAUUAUUUGUCUCCUCUUAACAUCAGCCGUCUCCGCCGCUGGCGGCGGCGGCGGCGGACGAGGAGGAGGAGGAGGAGGAGGAGGAGGAGGAGGAGGAAGAGGUGGCGGUGGAGGAAGAGGUGACGGUGGUGGAAAGAGUGGCGGUGGAGGAAGGGGUGGAAGUGGUGGAAAGGGUGGCGGUGGAGGAAGAGGUGGCGGUGGAGGAAAGGGUGGCGGUGGUGGAAAGGGUGGCGGUGGUGGAAGGUCUAGUGGAGGCUCAACAGGCAGAGACCGUGGCGGCGGUGGUGGAAGAAACAGUGGGUGGUGGCCGACACCUCACGGUGGUCAUACGGCGAGGAGCAGUGCAUCUAAUUCAUUAGGAUACGGCUCUUUUUGUAAUACUCCUAGAGCCCGUUUGGAUUGGCUUUAA